UUUACGAACGAGAUUUGCGCUGAACCAUAUCAUACCCUAGCAAUAAUAAUGACCUGUUGUCGUGUCUUUUCAAUUCAUUUCCCAUUUCAUAAAAAAUCACAUGUUAUUGUACCUCGACCUAUCCAUACCUGUGCGAAAAACUUAAUAACGAAACGAAACAGGUAGGUACGUAAAUGCGGUUCACCGGUUCAUUGUUAAUCAUUUAGAACGAGCGAUGAUCGCAAACCAGUUCAUUCGAACGUUUUUUCGUGCUAUUCGUCCGGUGAUUAUUACGAAUUAUUAAAUCAACAAGUGUUGUUACCUAGUACCUACAUCGCAGUGAUAACGUUGAUAAGUUCUGAUUACGUAAUCGUCAUAAUUUAUGCUGUCUCAUAAUGUUGUGAGUAAAUUCACCGGUAUCAGGAGUUGAAAACACAUCUAGAAAAGUGUUUUCAGCUGAAAAUUACGAGCAGUAGAAAUGGAUAACGAAAAGGAACCCGAAUCGAAAAACUGUAAAUCCGAAUUCUCAAGAUUGAAAGAUAUUUGUUAUUUGGAUCACGCAGCCACAACAUUAUAUUCAGAUGUUCAGAUAGAAGCUGUUGUAGAUGAUUUGAAGAAUAAUUUAUACGGAAAUCCUCAUUCAUUAAAUUUAAGCAGUAAAUAUUGCCAUGAUUCAGUCGAUCAGAUUCGAUUCAGAAUUUUAUCGCAUUUUGGCACAACGCCGAACGAAUACAGUGUUAUUUUCACCAGCGGAGCUACAUCUGCUUUAAAAUCAGUCGUGGACUGGUUUCAGUGGUCAGAUUUCGAGUCCAAAGACGAUGAAGAUAGUCAUUUUGUGUAUACCCAAGAUAAUCAUACAUCUGUUCUGGGUCUCAGAGAAAUUCUAGAUCAUCGAGUACGAGUUCGUUGUUUAAAUCAUCUCGAGUCUUUCGAUGUAUUAAACCAGAAUUGUGAUGGAGAAUCGAUCUCAAAGCCGGAAUUAUCUCGAGAAAACAAUUCGUUAUUCGUUUACCCAGCUCAGUGCAAUUUUUCCGGCUGUAAAUAUCCGUUGGAAUGGAUAGAGAAUGUACGUAAAGGAGCUCUCGAUAGUAUCGUUUCAAAUCCUUCGAGACGACAUCGAUGGUUCUGUUUGCUAGACGCUGCUGCUUACACAUCGUGUAAAUUAGAUUUGAAUACCUGGAAACCAGAUUUUGUGACUGUCUCGUUCCAUAAAAUAUUCGGAUACCCGACCGGUCUAGGAGCUUUAUUAGUGAAGAACUCCAGUGCUUGGGUUAUGAAUAAUAAAUCCUACUAUGGUGGAGGAACAGUACUUAUUGCAAUGAGUAGUACGAAGUUUCAUGUAAAAAAACCUACGUUACAUGAAAGAUGCGAAGACGGUACGAUUAAUUACCAAGCUGUUCUGUCGUUAAGGCAUGGAUUCGAUACGAUGUAUAGAAUUGGAGGAUCUAUGGAUCAAAUAUCAAAAUACACGUUCUCGUUGACUCGAUAUUUGCAUCGUAGACUAACAACUUUGCAUCAUUCGAAUGGUAAACCGGUAGUGGUUUUAUAUCGUGAUACAGAUUAUAGCGAGAGCUCUGUUCAAGGAAAUAUUGUCAACUUCAAUUUACUCAGAUCGAAUGGAGAAUAUAUUGGAUAUGCUGAGGUUUUGAACAUUGCAAAUUUGCACAACAUACACCUUAGAACUGGUUGUUUCUGCAAUCCAGGAGCCUGCCAGAGGCAUUUGAACUUGAGUGAUGAGCAGCUAAAAAUUAAUUUCCAAAAAGGACACACGUGUGCAGAUAAUAUCGAUCUCAUCGACGGUCUUCCUACUGGCUCGGUUCGAGUAUCUUUGGGAUACAUGUCCGAUAAACACGAUGUGGAUGAAUUAUUAAACAUGAUAAUAAAUUGUUUCGUAUCGAAACCAGUUCUAAUUAAAGUACCUGAAGAUUGGCCAGCUCAAUCGGCAGCACUCAAAUCUAAAUUUAAGGCUAUCCAGAGCACUUGUAUUAACUCGAUACCUACACCUACUCUAGUCAAAGAUGCUGAUAUUGGAAAAUCCAAUGAAAUCUAUGAACCUAUCAAAUGUAUUAGUGAAAAAAAGAAAGCUGCUAAUUUAAAACUGGUAAAGAUGUUUGUGUAUCCGAUCAAAUCCUGCGGAGCUUUUAGCGUCAAGUCAUCCUGGCCCAUUAGUAGCACUGGUUUGAAAUACGAUAGAGAAUGGAUGAUUGUUAAAAAUGGCGUGGCUGUGACUCAAAAACAUCUUCCAGAAAUGUGUAUGAUUUUUCCUACAAUUGAUUUCGAAAAUAAUCAAAUGUUUUUGAGAUAUAAAGACUCGAUGUUAGAAACUCCUAUCUUAUUGGAUAUAAAUUACGAUGACAAUAAGGAUUAUUUAUCAUCGAAAAUUUGUCAAAGUAAAGUGUGUACUGAUCGCGCAGAAGUGAUUGAUUGUGGUGAUCAGGUUGCUCACUGGUUGGAAGAAAUUUUCAACAUGAAAGGACUUCGUUUAGUCAAAUUAUUCGUCCGGAAUAAAUCGUCGUAUAACGAAGACAAUGAAGUCACACGUCUUUCUUUGGCUAAUCAAGCUCAGUAUUUACUCGUUACUUCGGCCAGUGUUCAAUGGCUAGUUGAUCAAAUGUCCUCGGAGUGGAGUUGUUCCUUUGAAAAUGUGUUGCAAAGAUUUCGAAGCAACUUUUUAAUAGCAGGAGAAUGCCAGCCACUGGAAGAAUUUACAUGGAAUGAAAUUGAAAUUGGAUCAGUUCGUUUCAAAAUCGAUGGACCUUGCCAAAGAUGCCAAAUGAUCUGCGUAAAUCAAUCAUCUGGUGAAAAAUCCAAAGAACCAUUGGUUAUUCUAUCUUCAGCACUGAAAGGCAAAUUGAAAUUUGGCGUUUAUCUCAGUUCGACCAAGUUAUCAGAAUUUGCUCAUUUGGAAUUGAAUCAAACUGUGAUACCGAUUUUAUGCAACGAAAAUUGAAUUGAAAUGAACCUUGAUUGAUCACUUUGCAAAGGAGAGGUUGGCACAAAGUUGAACAAUGUUAUGAGAUUUCAAAAUAAAUGAAAUGGCUCAAUA
This is a messenger RNA of Planococcus citri (citrus mealybug), 3025 nucleotides long. RefSeq names its product maroon-like (gene mal). Gene Ontology annotation, molecular function: molybdenum cofactor sulfurtransferase activity; pyridoxal phosphate binding; molybdenum ion binding. The transcript is spliced from 13 exons. NCBI's taxonomy places the organism in Eukaryota, Metazoa, Arthropoda, Insecta, Hemiptera, Pseudococcidae. The coding region runs from base 458 to 2929 and encodes 823 amino acids. The record is from RefSeq and is a predicted model, not a curated record. Gene Ontology annotation, biological process: Mo-molybdopterin cofactor biosynthetic process.